GUUCCGCAACCGGAAGUCAGAUGUUGCUGUUGAGUCACCCCUGACUGGUAAUAGCCAGAUAGCGGAAAACAGCUAGAGAUGAUGCUGGAGAGUUCGGCAUCUUUGAACCAUUCCAGAGAGUGAAUAAAUGCGUUUUUCAAUUAGGAUAUCGCCUUGAGCAUUUGUGCUUUACUUUACAAGACUGACGUUUAAUCAAAAUGAUGGAAGAAAUUGACAGAUUUCAAGUACCACCAGUAAAUCCAGAGAUGAAGCUGUUGGAUCCUGCAGAAACGUCCACUUUGGAGGCUGAAACAGGAACGAGAGAAUCAGAGUCAGUCACCAUCAACUACAAGCCCUCUCCACUGCAAGUGAAGAUAGAGAAACAGCGAGAGCUUGCGAGGAAGGGCUCAGUGAAGAAUGGAACUGUGGGUAGUCCAGUAAAUCAGCAGCCCAAGAAAAAUAAUGUUAUGGCCAGAACAAGGUUGGUUGUCCCUAAUAAAGGCUAUUCAUCCUUAGACCAGAGUCCAGAUGAGAAGCCACUUGUAGCACUGGACACUGACAGUGACGAUGACUUCGAUAUGUCCAGAUAUUCAUCAUCUGGAUAUUCCUCAGCCGAGGUGAGAUGUCUAAAUUACCAGCAAAUAAACCAAGAUUUAAACAUCCAGCUGCUGAAGGAUGGCUACCGACUGGACGAAAUCCCAGACGAUGAAGACCUUGAUCUCAUCCCCCCCAAAUCAGUCAACCCCACCUGCAUGUGCUGCCAAGCCACUUCCUCCACAGCCUGUCAAAUUCAGUAACCCCAGCCUUCCUUGGACCCCUCCUGUCUCAAGCCUGUGAGUUAAACUCACAGUUAGCACCCUCAGCAUAGAAUUAACAACUAAAGAACUUAAAAAAAAAAACAAUAGAAUGGGUGUAUUAAAAUGAACAUAAAAUAGGGAAAAGUAAUGAAUGAAAAUGCACAAAUACGUAACAGUCUUUGGUUCCUCCUAUGGUAGGACAUGAUUAUCAUCACGAGAGGGCACUAGAGUUAGGUGUGUAAAGCUGCAUCGAGGUGUGAAUAUAAAUGCAUGGUGCAACAUUAGAAGAAUCAGCUCUUUUGGAACAAAACAAAAAUGAACAUUUCACACUACAGUUCUCCCAACGUUUUUGUCUUAGUUAAUCAGGAAGGACCCUUUACAUCAAAUCAGAAAGGUUUUCAUUUUCACUUAUAUAAUACACAUUUAAAAAUGAUUUAAUUUAAAGGGUAAGAGUAUCUUUUGGCCACCCUAAUGAUUUCAUUUUUAUUUAAACUCCGUUUCUGUUUUAUAGGUCUAUCAAAGCAAAAAUCAAAAUUUUUUGGUUGCUCUAGAAUAUCUGCCUUUAACUGAUGCUAGGAGAGAUGUGUUUUGUAAUGAAAGGGAGUGUAUAGUGACCAGGUGAAUUCGUUUCUCAGAUCAUUUAGAUUGCAGACGUAUGUAUUAAUAUAUUAUUUGUAGCUUUGUAGCAAACACUAAUAAAGGGAAUUCUUUUAAAUUGAGAUAUAUAUCGAUACAGAAGACACCAAUCUGCUAUGAAAUUGACAGCAGAUUUAAUUAUUAAGUCAGGGAAUUUUAUUGAAUAAUUGAUAUGUGUUUACUAAGAGACUUUAUUUUUUGAAUAUUCUUUUGUGUUCAGUGUUUCGGUCAGUGUUGCUUCACACAAACCCGACAGUUUAACUGGAUUAAAGGAACUUAAAUUUUAGUUUUCAAAGAUAAACACAAGACACAAGAUAAUUCGGUACAGUUUUCUGAUUUAUUUCUGAGAGCUCUUUGUUUUGAGAAUUGUUGCGACGUCUUAGGAGGGGAGGGGACGAAAGCUUGUAUUGAUUUACUUGAAGAUAAUAGCAGCUGCCAGAUACAUAUCCCAUAAUCUCUGUCAUUUAACGGACAAAAACAAAUCUAUCAAUUAUGUUUAAUCAAUUUCUGUCCGAAUGCACAAAAUGUGUUGUUUCUUU
Molecule: messenger RNA, 1951 nt
Organism: Carassius auratus (goldfish)
Lineage: Eukaryota; Metazoa; Chordata; Actinopteri; Cypriniformes; Cyprinidae
Product: protein FAM219A
Exons: 6
Coding region: 198-776 (192 amino acids)
Source: RefSeq, a predicted model, not a curated record